Molecule: messenger RNA, 939 nt
Organism: Cynara cardunculus var. scolymus (artichoke)
Lineage: Eukaryota; Viridiplantae; Streptophyta; Magnoliopsida; Asterales; Asteraceae
Product: putative exosome complex component rrp40
Exons: 9
Coding region: 111-836 (241 amino acids)
Biological process (GO): U4 snRNA 3'-end processing; TRAMP-dependent tRNA surveillance pathway; poly(A)-dependent snoRNA 3'-end processing
Cellular component (GO): cytoplasmic exosome (RNase complex); nuclear exosome (RNase complex)
Molecular function (GO): RNA binding
Source: RefSeq, a predicted model, not a curated record
GGGCAUUGUCGGAUUAAAGCAAUUUACAGAAAUCUCGCCGGCGACGGAAAAUCAUUCUCCUCUCCAACGACUCUGCCUUUUCUCCGGCUCUGCAAGUGUGAGUUAGAACAAUGGAAGCGAAGCCGUCGUCCAAUCUCUCCUCAAAGUUUGUCGAUCAAGUAGUUGUCCCAGGAGAUGUGAUAUUGGACCUCUCAAGUAUGGCCAAUCAAACUAUCAAGCUUGGAGGCGGCCUUCGUCAGGAUGGUGAUUCCAUUUCUGUAAUGAAAGCUGGGACGUUGAGAUUUACGAAGCCAAACAAAUACUGGGUUGAGAGCUCCCAUAAGAGGUAUGUACCUUGUGCUGGGGAUAAUGUUCUUGGAGUGGUGGUGGAUACUAAACCAGAAAACUUCCUUGUGGACAUUAGAGGACCUGCAUUGGCAUUUCUACCUGUUCUGGCAUUUGAAGGAGGAACUAGGAGGAACAUACCAAAGUUUGAGGUGGGCACUUUGUUAUAUGUUCGUGUGGUCAAUGCAAAUACCGGCAUGAACCCUGAGUUAUCUUGCAUGGAUGCCAGUGGCAAAGCAGCAGAGUACGGCGUACUUAAAGAGGGCUAUAUGUUUGAAUCAUCCACCGGACUCUCUAGAAUGCUGCUGAGUUCUCCACCUUAUCCAGUUCUUGAAGCCCUUGGGAAGAAACUCUCCUUUGAGAUAGCUGUUGGCAUAAACGGCUGUUUUUGGGUGAAUGCAUCACAAUCAUCAACAGUAAUCCUUGUUGGAAAUGCCAUACAGAAAUCAGAAUCACUCAGCAUGGUACAACAGAAGAUUUACUUAGAGAAAUUGCUUAAGAGCAUUCAGUGAUCAAGUAAGCUUAAUUUGUCAUGUUACCAUAAUUUUAUAUAUCCUGAAUAACAACACAUCAAGAUCUAAUGCAAUUAAUUAUAUAUCUCCUUUUUUGUUCUUU